Molecule: messenger RNA, 672 nt
Organism: Gastrolobium bilobum
Lineage: Eukaryota; Viridiplantae; Streptophyta; Magnoliopsida; Fabales; Fabaceae
Product: photosystem II protein D1
Exons: 1
Coding region: 1-672 (223 amino acids)
Biological process (GO): photosynthetic electron transport in photosystem II; photosynthesis, light reaction
Cellular component (GO): photosystem II; chloroplast thylakoid membrane
Source: RefSeq, a predicted model, not a curated record
AUGGGUCGUGAGUGGGAACUUAGUUUUCGUCUGGGUAUGCGCCCUUGGAUUGCUGUUGCAUACUCAGCUCCUGUUGCAGCAGCUACUGCUGUUUUCUUGAUCUAUCCAAUCGGUCAAGGAAGCUUUUCGGAUGGUAUGCCUCUAGGAAUCUCUGGUACUUUCAACUUUAUGAUUGUAUUUCAGGCUGAGCACAAUAUUCUUAUGCAUCCAUUUCACAUGUUAGGUGUAGCUGGUGUAUUCGGCGGCUCCUUAUUCAGUGCUAUGCAUGGUUCUUUGGUAACUUCUAGUUUGAUUAGGGAAACCACAGAAAAUGAAUCUGCUAAUGAAGGUUACAGAUUUGGUCAAGAAGAAGAGACUUAUAAUAUUGUAGCUGCUCAUGGUUAUUUUGGCCGAUUAAUCUUCCAAUAUGCUAGUUUCAACAAUUCUCGUUCUUUACAUUUCUUCCUAGCUGCUUGGCCUGUAGUAGGUAUCUGGUUUACCGCAUUAGGUAUCAGUACUAUGGCUUUCAAUUUAAAUGGUUUCAAUUUCAACCAAUCUGUAGUUGAUAGUCAAGGUCGUGUAAUUAAUACUUGGGCUGAUAUUAUUAACCGCGCUAACCUUGGUAUGGAGGUUAUGCCAACAACCGUAGAAAUAUCAAUUGCGUUUUCAUUAAUAGUUUUAAUAUUAAUUUAA